Molecule: messenger RNA, 1113 nt
Organism: Fulmarus glacialis (Northern fulmar)
Lineage: Eukaryota; Metazoa; Chordata; Aves; Procellariiformes; Procellariidae
Gene: YJU2
Product: coiled-coil domain containing 94
Exons: 7
Biological process (GO): mRNA splicing, via spliceosome
Cellular component (GO): U2-type catalytic step 1 spliceosome
Source: RefSeq, a predicted model, not a curated record
AUGCCUGGCUCUGGCGGGGAGUGGUGGAUGGGGGGUUUGGCACUUGAGACCAGGCCUGGGCAGCAGGGGCAUGCUGGCUCCUACUGUGGGGGGCGGAGUUGGGAGCCUGCCUGCUACGUUCACACUCUUCUGGGUGACUCUGCACCCGGCACACACGUCUCUGUUCUGUCUGUAUAGAAAUACUACCCACCGGACUUCGAUCCUGCUAAAAUCCCAAAGCUCAAACUCCCAAAGGACCGACAGUAUGUGGUGCGGCUCAUGGCCCCCUUCAACAUGCGAUGCAAGACGUGUGGUGAAUACAUCUAUAAGGGGAAGAAGUUUAACGCCCGUAAGGAAACCGUUCAGAAUGAGGUGUACCUGGGACUUCCUAUCUUCCGCUUCUACAUCAAGUGCACGCGUUGCCUGGCAGAGAUCACUUUCAAGACAGAUCCUGAGAACACAGACUACACCAUGGAGCAUGGUGCCACUCGCAACUUCCAAGCUGAGAAGCUCUUGGAGGAAGAGGAGAAAAGAAUGCAGAAGGAGAGGGAAGAGGAAGAGCUCAACAAUCCCAUGAAGGUCCUGGAGAACCGAACCAAGGACUCCAAGCUGGAGAUGGAGGUUCUGGAGAACCUGCAGGAGCUGAAGGAACUCAACCAGCGCCAGGCAAACGUGGACUUUGAGGCCAUGCUGAAGCAGUACAAGGAGUACGAGGAGGAGCAGAAGCGCAAGGAGCAAGAGGAGGAUGAGCAAGAGAUGAAAGCUAUGCUGGAGCAGGCCCAGAACCGGCGACUGCUGGUAGACUCCGACUCUGACGAAGAGCCUGCGAAAUCACGCACGAAGCCUGUGGCGAAAAUUAAACCUACGGACAUCUUGCAGGAGGAUCCUCAGCCCCAGAGUAAGAAGCUGAAAACCGAGAGCUGGGAGCGAAGUGUGGGCAAAUUGAACACCAAGCCCCAGCUGGCCGGGCUGGUCACAGUGAAGAAGCGGAAGCCAGGUCCUGCCCUGGCUAAUGGGACAGAGAACCAAGGCACCACGGCCAAUGCUGGCUCGUUUCCCACAGCAACGGGCACCACGUCCUCUCUCGGCUUGUUGGGGGUGUAUUCGGACAGCGAGGACAGCGCGAGUGACUGA